AUGAUCAUACGUUCAGAUAUUGGUACUUCUUUCGUUAAUCAAACUGUCAUAUAUCUGUUGGAUCAAUACGGAAUCAAGUUCCACACCUCGACUGUCUACUACCCGCAGGGGAAUGGACAGGCUGAAGCUACCAACAAAAAACUAUUAAAAAUAUUAAGCCGAAUGGUAUAUGAUCAUGAUAGGAUCUGGCACGAACAGUUACCGCUUGCACUCUGGGCAUACCGUAUCUCCAGAAGAAGUUCUACAGGCGCGUCACCUUAUUCCCUUGUGUAUGGAGAGGAUGAAAUACUACCAGCGGAAAUUUCUAUACCAUCUGCGCGUGUAGCCAUGGCUAGUCUCACUACUCCGGAUGAUGUCAGUCGAUUUGCGCACCUGGAUACCAUAGAAGAACGACGGGCCAAGGCUGAGCGGCUCUCAGAUAAGUACAGACAGCAGACAACAAGAUACUAUAACCAGAAGGUAAAAGAACGAAUCUUCAGCGUGAAUGAUGUAGUGAUGAAAAUUGCACCGCACGUCCAACAUAAUGAGAAAGCAUGA
Molecule: messenger RNA, 537 nt
Organism: Papaver somniferum (opium poppy)
Lineage: Eukaryota; Viridiplantae; Streptophyta; Magnoliopsida; Ranunculales; Papaveraceae
Exons: 1
Coding region: 1-537 (178 amino acids)
Biological process (GO): DNA integration
Molecular function (GO): nucleic acid binding
Source: RefSeq, a predicted model, not a curated record